Mesorhabditis spiculigera is the source of this 1041-nucleotide messenger RNA. NCBI's taxonomy places the organism in Eukaryota, Metazoa, Nematoda, Chromadorea, Rhabditida, Rhabditidae. The record is from the annotation of a GenBank genome assembly.
AUGAGAUCGUGGGCAUUGCUGGGCGUGGUGCUCGUCGUCGGGUCACAGGCCAGCAUGAAGCGGCCGACCGGCCUUCGGCGCCAAAUCGAGAGCGCCAUGGAUCUAUGGGAGGACUAUAAGAUUGAGUACAAGAAAGAAUAUGACGAAGAUGAGGAGACGGGCGCGAUGGAGGCCUUUGUCAAGAACGUGAUUCACAUCGACCGCCACAACAAGGAAUUCCGCGAAGGCAAGAAGACGUUCGAGAUGGGCCUCAACCACAUUGCCGACCUGUCGAAGGACGACUACAAGAAGCUGAACGGCUUCCGGACGCGUUUCCCCGGCGAUCGCCUUGGCCAGCGCCCCGAGUUCAACAACGCCUCGAUGUGGAUGGCGCCGAUGAACGUGGUUGCACCGGAUGAGGUCGACUGGAGGGAGGAGGGAUACGUGACUCCCGUCAAGAACCAGGGAAUGUGCGGAUCGUGCUGGUCGUUCAGUGCCACCGGAGCCCUCGAGGGACAGCACAAGCGCAAGACCGGACAGCUCGUUUCGCUUUCUGAGCAGAACUUGGUGGACUGCUCGUCGAAGCAGGGCAACCACGGCUGCGAGGGCGGCUUCAUGGACUGGGCCUUCGAGUACGUCAAGCAGAACCACGGAAUCGACACCGAGGAGAGCUACCCCUACACUGGACAUCAAGGCAAGUGCCACUUCAACAAGAAGACGAUCGGCGCCGACGACACCGGAUAUACCGAUCUGCCCGAGGGAGAUGAGGAGGCGCUGAAGCUUGCCCUCGCCACCGUAGGCCCGAUCUCGAUUGCCAUCGACGCCGGCCACCGCUCCUUCCAGAUGUACAAGAAGGGAGUCUACUAUGAGCCCCAGUGCUCCCCCGAAGAGCUCGACCACGGUGUGCUCCUCGUUGGAUAUGGUACCGAUCCGGAGGGCGGAGACUACUGGCUUGUCAAGAACAGUUGGGGCGAAGGCUGGGGCGAGAAGGGCUUCAUCAAGAUGGCGCGCAACAAGAACAACCACUGCGGCGUCGCCACCAAGGCCAGCUUCCCCAACGUC